GUCACACAAAAAAACUCAAUCAAGACUCUCCUUCCAACAAGACAUGGAUUUCUUCCUCAAUGAAGACCAAAAGCACCUCAACACACCCAAUUACACCAAACACAUGAGCAAAAAGAGGCUAAGAAAAGACCAAGUGAGGCUCCUUGAGAGAAGUUUCACAACACACAAGAAACUAGAGCCAGAACUCAAGCUCCAACUCUCAAACCAACUUGGUGUCCCACCAAGACAAGUAGCAAUUUGGUACCAAAACAAGAAAGCAAGAUGGAAGACACAAAGCUUGGAGAUUGACUACAACACACUCCAAGUCAAGCUUGAACAUGCAUUGCUUGAGAAAACUAGGUUAGAGAGAGAAGUCAUGGAGCUUCAAGGAGAGGUAAGAAGAGCUCAAGAGAUUAUGCUUCAAUUUGGUUUCAAUUACCAAAGAAUGGUUCCUCCUAAGCCUCAUCAUGCUCAAGCUCCUCCCCCUCCCCCUCCUCCUCCUCCUCAUGAGGUUUCUUGUAAUAAUUCUAGUGAUGAGGGAGGUGGGUCUAGCUUGAAUAAUAAUUAUGAAGAUGUUAAUGGUGGUGAAGUCUUGCAAAUGGAGGACCUCUAUGAUUGCUUGAUUGGUGGAGGCAGUGGGUCAACAUGGGCCUAAAUUAAGUGCAAUGUUUUGUGCCAAACAAAUUGUGUUAAUUACUAUAGUAAUUAUUGUAAAAAAUAAUUGCUUAUAUACUUGUUUACUCACAUAUUAAUUGGCA
This is a messenger RNA of Tripterygium wilfordii, 737 nucleotides long. Its product is annotated as homeobox-leucine zipper protein ATHB-52-like. Gene Ontology annotation, cellular component: nucleus. The transcript has a single exon. Lineage: Eukaryota; Viridiplantae; Streptophyta; Magnoliopsida; Celastrales; Celastraceae. Gene Ontology annotation, molecular function: DNA-binding transcription factor activity, RNA polymerase II-specific; sequence-specific DNA binding. Gene Ontology annotation, biological process: positive regulation of DNA-templated transcription. Bases 44 to 634 code for a protein of 196 amino acids. The record is from RefSeq and is a predicted model, not a curated record.